GACACCAUCCUCUUCUACCUGGUGGCGAAGGCGGCAGGCGGCUUCUGCAACCUGGGCCUGAUGCCAGAGCUGGCGAGGCCGUGGGAGGCUAUCCGCAUGCCGCGCGCCAGGUAUUGGGAGGGCGCCAACCGCAAGCCCUGCGACUGGGCGGCGCGCGGGCGGUCCAGCGAGAGGGCUGCGUGGGAGCAGGCGCUGUUCUGCGAGUCCACGGUGGCCGAGGGCAUAGAGUACGCGGUCACGUACUUCGACCUGGUCAAGUGCUUCGAGUACGUCACGCACAAGGAGGUGUGGCAAGCGGGAACCCGCUCAGGGUUCAACGCAGUCAUCCUCAAGAUGGUGCUGCGCAUCUACUCCAUAGCGCGCCGCAUCGUCCUGGACAAUGCGUGCGCGGAGGGCAAGGGGCGGGCGCGAAGCGUCGUGGCGGGCAGCCGCCUCGCGUACCUCUGCCUCGAGAUGGUCACCUUCGGGGAGCUCGACGGCGAGGUCGCGCAGCGGCUCAUCGACAUGUUCGAGGGACUGGACAUGAAGGUCCCCGAAGGCGCGGAGGGUAAGACGGCCACCGUGGCAUCGGCCACCGCGUUGCAGGACGGCCUCGCCAAGCGUGUGAGACCGAUGGGCGUCAGGAUGGCGCGGCACGCGGGCCACCUGGGCGUCGCCACAGCGAUCAUCAGGCUAGGCAGGGUGCCGUCUGCCAUGUACGUGGUGCAGGUCAUGGGCAUGGCGAGCUCCACGCUGGUGCGCCUGCGGCAGAGCGUGGCGACCUCCUUCAGGGGCAACACCAUGGGCAAGUCAACGCCGCUGGUGCUCCUGGCCGAGGACCCAGACCCGGGCAUCCGCGCCAACGUAAAGCCGCUGGUCAACUGGACCAUGGCGUAG
Molecule: messenger RNA, 876 nt
Organism: Prorocentrum cordatum
Lineage: Eukaryota; Dinophyceae; Prorocentrales; Prorocentraceae
Source: the annotation of a GenBank genome assembly